AUGGCGUCCACUGUACUUGAACACUGCCUUGCCGGCGCUGCAGUCUUAUUCGCAUUCAUCGUCGUCGUUCUGGACGGCCUGGUCUACGGCCACCUACGGUCACUACACUCGCCUACUUCAACAGCAGAACUGGCUGCGGUCCUGCUAAGCACAAUCACUUGCAUCAUCUUGUUGAUGCUAAGCAUUUUCCUUCCCCGGAUGAUUCGUAAUGCCGGCCGUCAUGGCUCGGCGUGGAGCACCACUGUUCUCACCUUCGCCGGGACAUAUCUGCUCAUUAGCACCACGUGCGUCGCUGGUACAAUCGUCUCUCACAGUCUUCUCAACUCAUCUAUGAACACUCGCAUUUUGAUUGCGCGAUCCAUCUGCUGGGAUCUCUCCGUUCUCACGCAGGGCCUUUACUUUGGGUUCCUGCUGGUCACAUUCGCGCAGUGCAGCCCCUCCACCGAGCAGGGAUGGCCUCGCUCUGAGCUCCAAGAGCUCGAGGCACGCCCUGAAACUCCGCGUUCAGCAGGAACCUGCUCGCCAUCGCCAACUCUUUGUGAUGAGUCAUAUUCUGGACUCCCGCACUUUGAUACCAGACGCUCAUCACUUCGCAAAUAUCCACGUCGAUCUAGCCGGUACUCCGGAGCAACAAUCUGCGCGGACAAUGACCUUCCUUCCAAAUACGAGCCGUUUGACACCAGCCCCUCCACGGCCUCUUUACCAGCAUCCUCUCUCACAGUUGAGCAUGUACCAACGCACACACAGUCACCACAAUCGUCCAAUUCCAAUUCACGCGUCGAUAGCGCAGCUCGGCGUCCAGCGCCCGCUCUCUCUCUACGAACCUCGAGCUUCAGGAGCUCUUCCAGCCUCCGCCGCAAAAUAAACAUCAACACUCCACCUAAUAUUCAUGUCUCCCUUGAUACCAUCGUGAGACAAUGCUCUUCCACUCCAUCAAGCACGACCAUCGCCAAUACUUCCCCCGCAUUGGAAUCAACAUCCAAUCUCCCCGAAACAUAUGCCUUUUACUGCAGUCGAAAGCCUUUCCAAACCACCAGUUCUGUCUCUCUACCUUGCUCCCCCAUACCAUCACCGACUUUAUCCCCGAACCACAACCUGAGGAAUUCUCGGGAACGCGAGCGUGAGAACAACAUUCACCCUCUCUUUCGCUCCACGAGUCCCACGCCCAGCCCCACCCCGCUCCCGGGCAGUAUCGUGAGAGCAUCUCCUUCCGCUGGCCGAACCAUCACCCAAAAGACUUUGAUGCGGAUGCGGUCUGCGCGAGAGUUGCGUGCUUCGCGACAUGACCGGGAUUGGAACCAGAGCGCUGAUUCGGCUUCUUUGCCGGACCCCGGAACGUGGAUGGCGAUGGGUCGAGCAGGAUAUGUGAGGAGCAGUGUGACGAGAUACGAGAAGAAGGGGGACCUAACCGAGUUGACCGAGGAGAGGAGUUGA
Penicillium oxalicum is the source of this 1434-nucleotide messenger RNA. RefSeq lists its product as uncharacterized. The transcript has a single exon. Bases 1 to 1434 code for a protein of 477 amino acids. The record is from RefSeq and is a predicted model, not a curated record. NCBI's taxonomy places the organism in Eukaryota, Fungi, Ascomycota, Eurotiomycetes, Eurotiales, Aspergillaceae.